AGCGGCAUCAUCCUCAUUUCAGUUCAUGUGAAUCCUCGUUUUGGAUCUGUCAACGUCUUUGUUCAUCAAUCCAAUGUGUAAAGAUAUGCAGGGGGGACCCACGAAGUCGCGAGUACAUUGUUUGUCGUUAUUCGUCAGCAUUUGAAGAUACGUUUACCGUCUGUAUGAGAGAUUUUUUCCCCCGUUGAAUGUAGACUGGCCUUGAAUCACUAGACGGGUGAAAAGAGGCAGCAAACCGGCGGGAGCAAAGCCGCGUUUGACAGGUGCCAUCGCUCGAGCUCUGUGUGGAGAGAUGCCGCCCGUGCAGAAAACGAUGUCUGAUCUUCGCUCCCGAGUGGAGGGGUACGAAAAGACAGAGGACACGGCAACCUCCGCAAAGACUUCUUUAGCUGACCAAGAAGAUGCACGACUGAUAUUCCUCAAUCAGCCACAGUUCACCAAGUUCUGCAGCAAUCACGUCAGCACUGCAAAGUAUAAUGUCCUCACCUUCCUACCUCGGUUCCUCUACUCUCAGUUCAGAAGGGCUGCCAACUCCUUCUUCCUCUUCAUUGCUCUCCUGCAGCAAAUUCCGGAUGUGUCGCCCACGGGUCGCUGGACAACUCUGGUGCCGCUCCUCUUCAUCCUGGUGGUGGCAGCAGUCAAGGAGUUCAUUGAGGAUCUGAAACGUCACAACGCUGACAGUGUUGUCAACAAGAAGGAAUGUCAAGUGCUGAGGAAUGGUGCCUGGGAGAUCGUGCACUGGGCCAAGGUGGGCGUUGGGGAGGUAGUGAAAGCGGCCAAUGGGGAUCACCUCCCGGCCGACCUUGUCAUUCUGUCUUCCAGUGAGCCCCAAGGCAUGUGCUACAUUGAGACGUCAAACUUGGAUGGAGAAACAAACCUCAAAAUCCGACAGGGACUACAAAUCACCUCGGAGAUCAAGGACAUUGACAGCCUGAUGCGUCUCUCUGGGCGCAUGGAGUGCGAGAGCCCCAACCGCCAUCUCUAUGAGUUUGUGGGGAACAUCCGUCUGGACGGACACAGCACCAUGCCUCUGGGUCCGGACCAGAUUCUGCUGCGAGGUGCCCAGCUGAGGAACACCCAGUGGGUCCAUGGCGUCGUGGUCUACACUGGACACGACACCAAGCUCAUGCAGAAUUCCACACGGCCGCCUUUGAAGCUGUCCAAUGUGGAGCGCAUCACAAACUUCCAGAUUCUACUGCUGUUCGGCUGUCUACUGGCCAUCUCUCUGGUUUGUUCAAUCGGACAGACCAUCUGGAAGUACCAGUACGGCAAUGCAGCCUGGUACAUGGACUUGAACUCUCCAGAUGGUGGUGCCGCAAACUUUGGCCUCAACUUCCUCACCUUCAUCAUUCUCUUCAACAACCUGAUCCCCAUCAGUCUGCUGGUGACUCUGGAGGUCAUCAAGUUCACACAGGCCUUCUUCAUCAACUGGGAUACAGACAUGCUCUAUGAGCCCACUAACACCCCAGCCGUGGCUCGCACUUCCAACCUGAAUGAAGAACUAGGACAGGUGAAAUACAUCUUCUCCGACAAGACGGGGACUCUGACCUGCAACGUGAUGCAGUUCAAGAAGUGCACCGUCGCCGGCGUGGCCUACGGUCACAUACCCGAGGCUGAGGAUGGUAGUUUUGCUGAGGAUGACUGCCACAGCACACAGUCGUCUGAGGAGGCCGGAUUUAAUGACCCCAGCUUGCUGGAAAACCUCCAAAGUAAUCACCCCACUGCUCCUGUCAUCCUGGACUUCAUGACCAUGUUGGCCAUCUGUCACACGGCCGUCCCCGAGCGCACCGACGAUACGAUCAUCUACCAGGCUGCCUCACCAGACGAAGGGGCUCUGGUGAGGGCAGCAGCGAACCUGGGCUUUGUGUUCUCCGGUAGAACCCCAGACAGUGUCAUCAUUCAAGCGCUUGGAGCCGAGGAGAAGUAUGAACUGCUCCAUGUUCUAGAGUUCACCAGUACUAGGAAGAGGAUGUCAGUCAUCAUGCGUACUCCAUCUGGCAAGAUCCGCCUCUACUGCAAAGGAGCUGACACUGUAGUCUAUGACCGUCUGGCCGACAGCUCCAGGUAUAAAGAGAUCACUCUGAAACACCUGGAGCAGUUUGCCACAGAGGGGCUGCGUACUCUGUGCUUUGCUGUGGCUGAGAUUAGUGAGUCAACCUAUCAGCAAUGGUUGGAGGUGUUCCACCGUGCCUCCACCGCCCUGCAGAACCGAGCCCUCAAACUGGAGGAGAGCUAUGAGCUCAUCGAGAAGAACCUGCAGCUCUUAGGGGCCACAGCCAUCGAGGACAAGCUCCAGGACAAGGUGCCUGAGACCAUUGAGACGUUGAUGAAGGCCGACAUCAAGAUCUGGAUCCUGACCGGGGACAAGCAGGAGACUGCCAUCAACAUCGGACACUCCUGCAAACUUCUGACCAAGAACAUGGGCAUGCUGGUGAUCAACGAAGACACACUUGACGCAACCAGGGAGACCCUCAGCCACCACUGUGGAAUGCUGGGAGAUGCCCUUUACAAGGAGAACGAUUUCGCUCUCAUCAUCGACGGAAAUACGCUAAAAUACGCCCUCACGUUUGGAGCACGGCAGUACUUCCUAGACCUUGCCUUGUCCUGUAAAGCCGUGAUAUGCUGCAGGGUGUCUCCGCUGCAGAAGUCUGAGGUGGUGGAGAUGGUGAAGAAGCAGGUGAAGGUGAUCACACUUGCCAUCGGCGACGGCGCCAACGAUGUGGGAAUGAUCCAGACGGCACACGUGGGCGUGGGAAUCUCUGGCAACGAGGGCCUGCAGGCCGCCAACUCCUCCGACUACUCUAUCGCACAGUUCAAAUACUUGAAGAAUCUUUUGCUGGUCCACGGCGCCUGGAAUUACAACCGCGUAUCCAAGUGUAUCCUGUAUUGCUUCUACAAGAACAUUGUCCUGUACAUCAUCGAGAUCUGGUUUGCCUUCGUCAAUGGAUUCUCUGGUCAGAUUCUGUUUGAGCGCUGGUGCAUCGGCCUGUACAAUGUGAUUUUCACUGCUCUGCCUCCUCUCACGCUGGGCAUAUUUGAGCGUUCAUGCAGGAAAGAGAACAUGCUGAAGUACCCGGAACUCUACAAAACCUCCCAGAAUGCCAUGGGCUUCAACACCAAGUCCUACACACAGGAGGAUAUACAAAGUGUGUGUCAGCGGGGUGGCCAUUCAGAGAGGAGGCCCUACAAAACCGCCACUUGGCCAACUGCUGAGCCAGGACAAAGAGCCAAGGUCUUCUGGGCCCAUUGUCUGAAUGGCCUCUUCCACUCGGUCAUCCUCUUCUGGGUCCCCCUCACAGCCUUCCAGCACGAUACGGUCUUUGGCAACGGAAAGACCCCGGACUAUCUCCUCUUAGGCAACAUGGUUUAUACAUUUGUGGUCAUCACCGUGUGCCUUAAAGCUGGCCUGGAGACCUCAUCGUGGACUAUGUUCAGUCACAUUGCCAUCUGGGGCAGUAUCAGCCUGUGGGUGGUGUUCUUCGGUAUCUACUCCUCUCUGUGGCCGCUCAUCUCUCUGGCUCCGGACAUGUCUGGCGAGGCGGACAUGAUGUUCAGUUCGGGAGUCUUCUGGAUGGGCCUGAUAUUCAUCCCUGUCACCUCCCUGGUCUUUGACGUGGCCUACAAAGUUGUGAAGAAGGUGUGCUUUAAAACCCUGGUGGAUGAGGUGCAGGAGCUGGAAGCCUUGUCCAAGGACCCAGGAGCCCUGGUGCAUGGGAAGAGCCUGACGGAGAGGGCACAGCUCCUGAAGAACGUCUUCAAGAAGAGCACUGUCAGUAUGUACCGAUCGGACUCCAUGCAGCAGAAUCUGCUACGUGGGGAAGGGAUCGUUCUUGUGUGACCCCUGUUUGUCUCGUAGUGACUGAAUCAUUUGAGACCUAAAGAUGGCUACGCCUUCUCUCAAGACGAGAACGGAGUGGUGUCCCAGUCGGAGGUCAUCCGGGCGUACGACACCACCAAACAGCGGACCAACGAGUGGUGAAACCACACCCCUCUCUGCCCGGCUGGCCUUUUAAGAGCCACAGCCGUUUUCGACGGUGAUUUGAACCUGACGGGGAAGUCUCCGGAUAACCCCAGUCCGAGCAUCGCAGGAUAUUGGACAUGAUAAAGGAAAAGAAAGAGGGAUGUCUUGUACUUCAAAAAGGGAAAAAAAUAGGAACAAAAAAGUGUUCAAAAAGUAUUCACUGCUGUAGUUGUGUGUCCAGCAGACAUGAGCAUUGUGCUUGCAUUUUUAGCAGUCUGUGGUCUGAAGUUCCUCUGUUCUUGCUCUAUCUAAUGAAGAGGUUUCACUUCUUAAUAUCUCCUCCAUUCCUAUUAAUAGACCCCAAAAAAUAUGUAGUUUGCUCCAAAAUUGUCAAAACUGUUGUGUGUGUACUCUAAUUGGUGACUGAAUAAUCCAGAUUUGAUUUUGACCCCCCCACACCACCCCACCAAAUAUUUUGUUUUGUUUGUAAAUGCAGAUUGCGAAAUAGCAGUUGUAAAUGCAAUCUCUUUCAAGUCGGCUGUAACUUCGAUUAAAAAAAAAAAAAACUCAACCAAGAAUUUUGACACUCCUGAGUCUAUUCCAGCUCUGAAUGGACCACUUCAGAACAGACAUUUUGUUGUUUUGUUGUUAUUUUGCACUUCUACUGUAUAAAAAGGCCUUACAUUUGUUCAUGCCUUCAGCCAUACUUGUUUGUUUUUCUUCUAAAUGUUAUUAUUUUAGAAUGAUGUAGUUAUCGUGCCCAAGUUGAGUCGUUUUUUUAAUGAUAGCCGCUUGCAACUCGUCCAAUUUCCACCAUUUUAUUACAGCACUUUGAUUGCUCUAUACAAGUAAUUGCAUUCCACACAUUACUCGGCUGCAACAAUCACAAUGGUGCCUGACUUUUUCCCUGAUUUAGAAUACGUAAGAUAUCCUAGCUAGCUAGUUUAGAACAGUGCUCUACCCACUAAUUGGCAAGAUGAGCUCAUUGUCCCCCAUAUAUUGCUCCCCAGUACACAAUGUGGUAAAAAGUAAAGUGGUAUAUAUAAAAUCACAGGCUCCAUUGUUGCUUUCUUUCUACCCAGUGUUUUGGGGGUGGCUGUAUGACGAUCUUGUUGAAUUUCCGUAUGCUUACAGUGGCGGCUCUUUCAAAAACGUAUUUUCCCUUCGAAUAGAGAGUUUAUCCUUCUAACAUAAGUGCCAUUAGCUUAAGGGAGAGAGAAAAUUUGCCAGGAAACUCCACACAGUAUCAAAACGACUUUCUCUAUAGUUAUUUUGAGAAUUUGUAUUUUUAUAUUGGAGAAGUACGAAUUUUUGCAUUGACCUGCUUUGUAAUGAAUAAUUGUCCAUGUUUUUCCUUUUUUUCUCUCAGACAAAAAAAAGAAUGCCCAAAUGAAUGCCGAAAAAUAUAUUUCUUAAAUGUCUCGUUGUUAUUAUUGUCAUUAUAGUACCUGCUUUGUUUAUUUAAUAAUUAACUGUGUUUGUUCUCUUCUCCCUAUGGGAGAUCGGUUUCCAUACCGGCUGCGUGUGUAUGUGUGUGCGUUAAUCUGCCAUCUGCAUGUGCAUGUGCGUAUGUGUGUGUGUGUGUAACCUCUUCUACUGUGGGUAACUUCUACAUACGCAUGUCUGUGUCAUUUGUGUGAGACUGGGAGCCCUUAGAACCUCAGGUCUCCUUUUGCAUUCUUUGACUGUGUUUUUGUAUAUGUUUGAGGACAUGUGGGUGACUGACUGUGUGUGUGGUGUCGCUUGCUCCUCUGGUCUGUCUGCAUGACUCCAGGUAUAAUUAUGGUGUACUGUCUGCUGCUGUAUGGCCAGACCUCAGCCCUGGGGGUCCUGGGCUCUGACGCUAAGGCUCUCGCUUGACAGGAGAUGUUGCACAACGCACUCUGUUACCUUUCCAAUAGUGGAUAUUUUGGUAUUAUCUGGUUAUUGGUUUCAGUGUAUUUUCUCUGGGUCUACAUGUUUGUAACUUGUUUAGGUUUUUGUCUCUCAUGCAGUGUACCUCUACUUUACUACAAACCUUUUUGUGUUUCUUCCUGGUUUAAGUGAGGGUAUCCGUAAAGAUCUAUUUGUUACGCUAUACUUUUGUGUUUCGAUUGAUUCGAUGUCAACUGCUGUCACAAUUCCAAAAUGCUGAAUGUGAGUCUUCUGAUGUGGAAGGCUUGGACUGUUGCUUUUUGUCUGUGAAAGUUGUGGGCUGCAUGAAUGGACUAAAACCUUCUCCGGUUAAGUGUUUAUUGUACUACUUUGAUUCUCCCUCAAGUGUGGGUCACUUUACAGAAAAAAAUGCACUUUUCAAUUUGUUUCAAUAUCAUUUAAUGAUUGUUCUGCAUGUUGGGACUGCAAACUUUUAAGUGUUCUGUCUUUUACUGCCAUAAAGGACUACUACUAAAAUAAACUUUUCAAACAUGGGAACCAA
This is a messenger RNA of Oncorhynchus tshawytscha (Chinook salmon), 6377 nucleotides long. Its product is annotated as phospholipid-transporting ATPase IA. The transcript is spliced from 41 exons. Gene Ontology annotation, biological process: phospholipid translocation. Gene Ontology annotation, cellular component: plasma membrane. The record is from RefSeq and is a predicted model, not a curated record. NCBI's taxonomy places the organism in Eukaryota, Metazoa, Chordata, Actinopteri, Salmoniformes, Salmonidae. Bases 293 to 3838 code for a protein of 1181 amino acids. Gene Ontology annotation, molecular function: ATPase-coupled intramembrane lipid carrier activity; ATP binding; magnesium ion binding.